Molecule: messenger RNA, 1069 nt
Organism: Arvicanthis niloticus (Nile rat)
Lineage: Eukaryota; Metazoa; Chordata; Mammalia; Rodentia; Muridae
Gene: Pdcl2
Product: phosducin like 2
Biological process (GO): protein folding
Cellular component (GO): cytoplasm
Source: RefSeq, a predicted model, not a curated record
GCACAUGCGCAGAGGUCCUGUUCGCGCUUGACCUGUCCCUGAAGCGUUAGAGACCACCUAGCCAGAGCUAGCUGGUUCCCUCUGCCAGCCUGGAGGAAGAUUGAGGCCUUGACCCCUCGUGAGGGGCACAAGAGAACAUCAUGCAGUUAAGCCAUAUGAGAAGAUGACACUCGCGCAGCUGAAAGAAGCAGAAGAUGAAUUUGAUGAAGAAGACAUAAAGGCUAUUGAAAUAUAUAGAGAAAAGCGGUUACAGGAAUGGAAAGCUCUUAAGAAGAAACAAAAAUUUGGGGAAUUGAAAGAAAUUUCUGGAAAUCAGUAUGUGAAUGAAGUCACAAAUGCAGAGAAAGACCUGUGGGUUAUAAUUCAUCUGUACAGAUCAAGCGUCCCAAUGUGCCUGCUGGUUAACCAGCAUCUGAGUGUCCUAGCAAGAAAGUUCCCAGAAACCAAAUUUGUUAAAGCCAUCGUGAAUAGCUGCAUUGAACACUACCAUGACAACUGCUUACCAACAAUUUUUGUUUAUAAAAAUGGCCAGAUAGAAGGCAAAUUCAUUGGAAUUAUAGAAUGUGGAGGGAUAAAUCUCAAGCUAGAAGAACUUGAAUGGAAACUAUCAGAAGUUGGAGCAAUACAGACUGACUUGGAAGAAAACCCCAAAAAGGGCAUUGCAGAUAUGAUGGUCUCUUCAAUUAGAAACAUUUCCAUUUAUGACAGUGAUAGCUCUGGCAGUGAUGCCGAGGCCAAGUAGAAGUAGUUAAUAAAUAGCUCCACAGUGUACGGAUCGAAUGCUUUAUUUCCUGUUGACUUUAUAAGAUACACAUGGAUUGACCUUAUUUUCAUUCUUAUGUAAGAAUUAUAGCCUACAUGUCAAUUGGAAACUUUUCAGGUGUUUAAGAAUAUUGUCUCAUGCAAAUAUGAAUAUUUACUCCUCAAUAUUUUGUGGCUUAUUUUUUCUGACUCCUGGUGGACAAAACCCAACAAAUACUCUAAGUCCUCUGUGUUGCCUAAUCACUUCCAAAAAGGAAGGAAAUAAAUAUGGCUUCAUAAAUAAAAUGAAGACAUUUUGUAUGUGUGC